Messenger RNA from Neofelis nebulosa (Clouded leopard), 4161 nucleotides. It is a transcript of the gene ZNF471, whose product is annotated as zinc finger protein 471. Gene Ontology annotation, molecular function: DNA-binding transcription factor activity, RNA polymerase II-specific; RNA polymerase II cis-regulatory region sequence-specific DNA binding. The record is from RefSeq and is a predicted model, not a curated record. NCBI's taxonomy places the organism in Eukaryota, Metazoa, Chordata, Mammalia, Carnivora, Felidae. Gene Ontology annotation, biological process: regulation of transcription by RNA polymerase II.
CGCAGAGAGGCCGGGGGGCGGGGUGUGCGCGCGCGCGCGUGGGGCCCAGGGGACCCGCGAGGCCGGCGCUACAGGGGUAUGCUGGCGGGUGUGUGAGACAAGUGAGGUGCGAGCGUGUGGAAAGUGAGCUCUCGUGCGAGCCUCGAGGACAGGCUGAGUGGGAUGAGUGUGAGCUGCCAGAGACGGUGGGAGGUGUGUGUGUGUGUGUGAGAGUGUGAGCUGCCCGAGAUGGUGGAAAGUGUGAGUGUGAGCUGCCCGAGAUGGUGGAAGGUGUGUGUGUGAGAGAAAGCAUGAGGUGCCAAGAGCAUGUUGGUGUGAGUGUGUGAGACUGCAGUAUGUGUGUUUGGCCUAUGAGGUACGAGUGUGUGUGUGUCUGAGUGUGAGAGCGGGCAUUCCGUAUUUAGUGUGUGUGAGAUGCGGGGGGAGGGGCGCAGUGACAACUGGAGAGAGCAGGGUGUGUUUGUGUCGUGUUAAAAAGAAAGCCCCGGGGCCCAAGUUGGCACCACUUAGGCCGAGUCCCCAGAUGGGCGGUUAAUACCCAACCUAAUUGCAGGUUCAGCCUACCCGAAAUGGAGUUUUAGCUGGCCAGUCAAGAAUUUUCUGGAUGGUACCAAUGAGGCAGUCUGUCGCAUGGGCCCUCUCCCUCCCACAAAGGAAGAAGAGGUCAUCUGUGUGAGACCCUCGGCCAUUCCCCCUACGCCUGAAACAGUCCUUUCCCUUUUUUUCUGAUAAAGUCCUGCCCCACCUCCUUCCCAUUGAAACACCGGUUUUGUACAACUGGUCGGAGCUCCCCUCCACUUGCAGGACGCGAUGUAGCCUGUUCUGGAAUUGAUGAAAGGAGCCAAUUAGAAAUUUACACUUCACCCGGUUGAAUUUUGUUCUUGAACAGUAUCUGCAUGUGACAGGAACCCAGGAGUCUUCGAAGGAGUCCACUGAGAGAGAGAGAGAGUGUGUGUGUGUGUGUGUGUGUGUGUGCGCGCGUGCGCGAGCGAGCCUCGAGUGGGAGAGACCAUCAUGUUUGUGUGUGAGAGGAAACCUAGUGGUGUGGUCGUGUGUGAGACCAAAGCGAGCAGGGGGGGAGACCGCGUGAAGCGUCGAUUGUCCCCUGAAGGCUUGCAGGGCCUCUCUGGGACCGAGGUGUAUGUGACCGCAUUUGAGGUGCCUUCCUCGGGAUGUGGGUUCUUGGGAUUCUGUCCUCUGUGGUCAGGAAGUGGGUGAGAUCCCGUGUCCGUGUUGGCGCGUCACCCUGUAUGCUCAGAGCUGGCCCCGAGUGACUGACGUGUAGGGGGACACUACUGGGAAGGUGGAUAGCACGACCUUCUUGAUGUGUGUUGGGAUUUGGUGUUGUGUGUUGCUCAGGUGACACUCCUAGACCAGAAUUCCCUGCUCCCCGUUCAAGAAUUCCAGUAAAAAGCAAUAGGUGGGGUGACUGACCGGAGAAGGAGACACCCUCGGUUCUGGGUGCCAAAAAGGAGGGCACACGAAGGGACCGAAGGUGGAGGUGAGAGUGAAGCUGGCAGAAUGGGACACUAGAGGGACCAUUGUCCCAUGGAGGGAGGCAGGCGAAGCCUGUGGGGGUUUGGGUGGAGGGCCUCCGGUGCAUUUAGGAGUCAGAUUUUCAGAAUGUAGACCAUGUCAAAGCAUGAAGCAGAGAUACAACAAGGGAAAGGUCUGCCUCUACCUAUAAAAAUAAGGCCAAAAAAAUAGGAAGGCAACUUUUAGGAAAAACAUUAAAUUUAGGGCCUUGAGCAUAAGAGAGACAUUUGUAAGUUACAGUCCUCUGUGGCCGCAGGGUGCCUGGAAUCUCCGGGUUAUUUGGGCGGAGGAAUCACAGAGAGCAGGGAGGAAGAAGAGGAAGACAAUUUUCAGGCUUAUGAUUCUGAGAGUGCAGAGCAAGCCUCACCUUCUCACUCCCCUUUCUGUCCCUCCAGCCCUGUCCUCUGGGACACUGCCGUUCUCCAAGAGAGAAGCCAGAGGGAAGGCAGAGAUGACUGUUGAACUAGUGAAAGCCAUAUCCCAGGACUUGGUGACAUUCAAGGAUGUAGCAAUAGACUUUUCUCAGGAGGAAUGGGAAUGGCUGAACCCUGCUCAGAGAAGUUUGUACAAGAAUAUGAUGUUGGAGAACUAUCGGAACCUGGUAUCACUGGGACUUUGCCUCUCUAAGCCAUUUGUGAUCUCCUCAUUGGAGCAAGGGGGAGAGCCUUGGGAGAUAAAGAAUGAGAUGACAGAAAGCCCAGAUUUGGAAUCUAUGUAUGAGACACACAAAUUAUCUCUGAAGCACUUCGUGUAUGAUGAUGUGUUAAUGGAGAGAAUUACAGGCUAUGGACUGGAGCAUUCCACUUUCAGCGAAAACUGGAAAUGUGAAGAUCUUUUUGAGAGGCAGUUGGUAAGUCAAGAGACAUUUAUCAGGCAAGAAGUAAUCACUCAUAACAAAAUCCUCACUGAGGAAAUAGAUCACAAAUGUAACAAAUCCAACAAAUUUGUCCAUCUAGACAAUGCAGAGGAAAAUGUUUAUAACCAUAAAUCAGAUAAAAAAAGCUUUUCUCAAAGUUCCAUGGUAGUAAAACCCAAGAAAGCAUAUUCAGGAAAGAAACUUUUUAAAUGUAAUGAAUGUGAGAAAACCUUUACCCACAGCUCCUCCCUUACCGUUCAUCAGAGAAUUCAUACUGGUGAAAAACCGUAUGAAUGUAAAGAAUGUGGGAAAGCCUUCAACCAGAGUCAGCACCUUGUUCAACAUCAUAGGAUACAUACUGGAGAGAAACUCUUUGAAUGUAAAGAGUGUAGGAAAGCCUUCAGCCAAAACGUGCACCUUAUUCAGCAUCAAAGAAUUCACACAGGAGAAAAACCGUAUAAAUGUACAGAAUGUAGAAAAGCCUUCAGCCAACCUGCACACCUUGCUCAACACCAGAGAAUUCAUACUGGGGAGAAGCCAUAUGAAUGUAAGGAAUGUGGGAAAGCCUUCAGUGACGGCUCAUCCUUUGCCCGGCAUCAGAGAUGUCACACCGGCAAAAGACCUUAUGAAUGUAUUGAAUGUGAGAAGGCCUUCCGACAGAACACGUCCCUUAUUCGUCACUGGAGGUACUACCACACUGGGGAGAAGCCUUUUGAUUGCAUUGAUUGUGGGAAGGCUUUCAGUGAUCACAUAGGCCUUAUUCAGCAUAGGAGAAUUCAUACUGGAGAGAAGCCCUACAAAUGUAAAGUGUGUGGAAAAACCUUCAGUUAUGGCUCAUCCCUUACCGUCCAUCAGAGAAUUCACACAGGAGAGAAACCUUAUGAAUGUGUCAUCUGUGGGAAAGCCUUCAGCCAUCAUGCCUCACUCACACAACACCAAAGAGUGCAUUCUGGAGAGAAACCUUAUAAAUGCAAGGAAUGUGGGAAAGCUUUUAGACAGAGUAUACACCUUGCUAGUCACUUGAGAAUUCAUACUGGUGAAAAACCUUAUGAAUGUAAAGAAUGUGGAAAAGCUUUCAGCAUUAGUUCACAGCUGGCUACUCAUCUGAGAAUUCAUACUGGAGAGAAACCUUAUGAAUGUAAGGAAUGUGGCAAAGCUUUCAACCAGAGGGCACACCUUGCCCAACAUCAUAAAAUUCACACAGGAGAGAAACCUUAUGAGUGUAAGGAGUGUGGCAAAGCCUUCAGCCAGACUACCCGCCUUAUUCAACAUCAGAGAGUUCAUACUGGAGAGAAACCCUAUAUAUGUAGUGAAUGUGGAAAGGCUUUUAGUGACAGCUCAUCCCGUUCUCAGCAUCGGAGACUCCAUACGGGCCAAAGGCCCUAUGAAUGUGUUGAAUGUGAGAAGGCAUUUAGAACAAAAUCCUCCCUUAUUUGUCAUCAAAGAUGUCAUACUGGGGAGAAACCUUAUGAAUGUAGUGUAUGUGGUAAAGCCUUCAGCCAUCGCCAAUCUCUUACUGUUCAUCAGAGAAUCCAUUCUGGAGAAAAACCGUAUGAAUGUCAGGAAUGUGGGAAAACCUUCAGCCAGAUUGGACACCUUAAUCCACAGAAGAAUUCAUACUGGAGAGAGGUCUUACGAAUGUAAGGAAUGUGGGAAGGUCUUCAGACAAAGUGCACACCUUACUCAUCAUCAGAAAGUUCAUGCUGCAGAGUCCUCUCAGCCAUGCAGCUCUUCCCCAUCCCAGAUCUCACCAAGCCCUGUGGAUAUAU